Molecule: messenger RNA, 3912 nt
Organism: Epinephelus moara (kelp grouper)
Lineage: Eukaryota; Metazoa; Chordata; Actinopteri; Perciformes; Serranidae
Exons: 8
Coding region: 118-1194 (358 amino acids)
Source: RefSeq, a predicted model, not a curated record
CUUGUGUUAACCUGCUCAGUCGAUGAAAGGGCGGAUGUUAAUGAACAGAUCUUUAGAUCCUACUGAUUAAUGGGUUACGUUAUAUAGUCACGUGUAUUUUUCUUGAAAAAGACGAAGAUGGGUGAUGAAAUAUAUCAGUGUUUGUUUUUAUUCUUCCUCGCUCUUCAGCAACAGUUCACGAGUUUUGUUGAAAAUCGACCUGAGCUAGGCCUAAUGGAGGAAGGCCUUGGGCAUGUAGGACGGGUGUAUGAUGAUCAUACAGGACUGACAUACGAACUGGUACUGGAUUUGGAUUACCUGAAUCUGGAUAUGGACAUGUAUCAUGAUCUGCAGAAAGGACAAACAAAUCAACAGGCAGUGGAUUUGGAUUCCAAUUGGUUGAACCAGUUGACAGAAUUACAGGAACAGACUCUUGUGCUGGAAGAAAAGCUUCAGAGCUACAUGUCCCAAUCAAGGAAAGAUGUUAGGAACAUACAGGGACACUUGGAAACACUGCAAGCAGAACUGAGAGCCGCGAUCAAGACUCUGAGGGGCAGGUCAACAGGAAGAUACCUUAGGAGGAGGAGGAGGAGAAUCUUCUCCAGUAGAUGGUCCAUUCUGGAGCAAAAAAAACAGGUGAGAGAAAGAAGCCCAUUGCGUUUCUGGUCUUGUCCCAACAUUCCAUCACAACUUGAGGACUUGGAGUUUGAUCAUCUGAGGAAGUCGGUGAGCUUGAAUAGAACCAUAGCGUUCAAGGAUUCUCUUGAAGACAUACUCGAAGCUAUCAACAACGAUCCUAAUUGCCUUGACAAGUUCCGUGAAUACACCAUGAUGAAACUGCACUACUUUCAGCAGAGACGACUGAUGGUUCACAACCACCCCAUCUACCCCACCCACAGAACAAGGAUCCAGAGAAGAACAUGGAGUAUCCAGACGGUCCUCUUCCACUUCACCCGCUCCAUCUUCAGAACAAUGUUCCAGAUAACAUCACAGACUGCCAGUGACAUCAGUCAUUCUGGAGCCUCUGCACAACCGGACAAUCAAUCCAGGAGUCCAGGAGUGGGUAAGACAAUGCACAAGGAGGUGCCUACCACAGGGAUGAAGACCGUUUCAGCCAAGUCCAGUGGCAGUCCAUCGUUCUCUCUGACCAACAUCAGUACAGCUAUUUAUAAGACAAUGGCUGCCAGCUGCGCUGCCAUUUUAAUUUUCAUUUAAUUUUAAUGAUUUUGAACAGAAUGAUCUGGAUAAUUUGAUAAAACAUCACAAGUCAGAAUAAAGCUACCUUAAAUUCUCAUUGAAAAACCAGUAUUUAAUUUAUGGCAAACUAAUUAAGUCCCAUUGUCAGUAAAGGUAAUUAAAAACAAAUUGUUGAAGGGGAGGUGACUUUCAGCCUAUUAACAGGACACUCUAAAUCUAGUAUAAUGAACAGGCUAAUGGAAUAAAUAUGUGGAUAUUGACAUUACACGGAAUUGAUCAAGACAACAAGUAAAUAUUUUUUUUUGAUGUUUUAAGUUUGUAUAAACUGGGGAAGAGAGGAAGUAAGAAAUAAAGACCUAGCUGUCCCUGCCCCUGGAAACAAAAGACAUAUCAAAUACUAUAAAAGGACCACUCUUUACAUCCAACUAUUUUUGUCAAAUUCCAUUGGAGAUGUACUAGAAUUUCAGCUUAUUAGUCGACUCACUGGUAGGCCCUUCUUUUAAGAUUAAUUUUUGUGAGCUUUUAUUGCCUUUAUUUGAUAGUGCAGCUGAAGAAUGACAGGGAGAAGGGGGAAGAGAGAGGGGACAACAUGCAGCAAAGGGCUGCAGGUUGGAAUCAAACACAGGCCGCUGCUAGAGCCUUUAGCACAUGUGGUGCACGCUCUACUUAGAGUUAUUUCCAGCCCCUAUGGCUAUUCCCAGUUUAUACUUUAUGUCAGCUGUUGUAUCUGACCAUUUAGAGCUGUCAGGUGCAAACACCACAGAUAAUUCACUGAGAGCUGAUUGAAACAUUGUUUAGGUUGUGUACAUGUAGGUGUUUAUGGGGAGCAGAUGAACACACACAAACACACUCAAAACCUGCCAAGGUGUUCAAACAACCACAAACAGCAUGUGGAGGCAGGUUCAUGAGGGGCAGAGAAAGAGAGAACAUCAGAUUUGAUGUGGUGCUUUUUGAUCUUUAAGUGCACUGAUAAGCCAAUGUGUAUAUAUUAUGUAUUUAUAUUUGUGUUCAGUGUUGAAUGUUUUGUUAUUUACACUUAAGAAUCAUCUUGUAUUUUGAGUAUUCUGGGCAAGUCAGAAAAAGGACAACAAGAUCACAAUGUUUUUGUGAUGAUGGCUUCAGACAGCUAACCAAAAUAUGUGGAAAGACCAUUCACAGCAUGUGCUGGAGCCAAACGAGUGAAGUAUAUGUCACAGUACACGACUCAAACAUGAUCGGAGAUAAAUCCUUACUGGUUUCAGGCAAGGUGGCAAAAAAAUAAUUCUACUCUAUUCUGAGAAAAAGACCGACCAACCGCAGGAACAACAGAAGCUAACUAGAGUAGCAAGACCAGUUAGCUUCAAUGUAGGAUAUAACUUAAAGGAGGACUGAAGAAGAGUAAGCUGAUUUUUCUUUUUCCAUGACUUGCAAACUGCAUUCACUUAUUACAAUUAAGUUUGUGCAGUCACAAAUUCAGUGAUUGAUUUAAACAAUUUAACAACAAAUUAGUGAAUCAUUAUGUGUGAAACAUCUUUCUACCAAUCAUUUACAUUUGAUUUGAUGUAUAUAUUAUUAUUUUUUUUUAAGAUAUUUUUUGGGCCAUUUUGCCUUUAAUGGACAGGACAGACAAGUGUGAAGGGGGGAGAGAGAGAGAGAAGUGAUGACAUGCAGCAAAGGGCCACAGGCUGGAUUCGAACCCGGGCCGCUGCACCAACAGCCUUGUACAUGGGGCGCCUGCUCUACCACUAAGCCACUGAUGCCCCAGAUUUGAUGUAUUUUGACAGCUAUAUUGCAUCCUUUUAUAUUUGAGUUUGGUUAAGCAACAUUUGUGUGGUUUUUUUAGAUUAUUUUUUGGGGCUUUUUGCCUUUAAUGUACAGGAUAGAGUGAAAUGGGGGAGAGAAAGAGAGAGCGGGGGGUGACAUGCAGCAAAUGGUUGCAAGCUGGAGUCGAACCUGCAACCACUGCAGCAAGGCACCGCCAUUGUACAUAGGGCGCCAGCACUAUCCACUAUGCUACUGACGUCCCCAUUUGUGUGUUUUUUUUUUUAACUUGUUCUUAGGGCAGCAUUUAAUAUGUUGUUUCCAUGUCAGAGGAAAGUUCAGUCAAUAGGCGUAGCUGUGAUCAUGAGCUACUCUCAUUCAAAGCCAGGAACCAAAGUCUUAAACUUGUGAUGUCAUCAAGUACAAAAUCUGGAGCUGCUCCAUAGACCAUGAACAGGAGCCUGAUUUUAUGGACUCACAGAAUGUUGUUUUAGUUUUCUUAUACCCAAAUAUGCUUUAUUCUAUUGUGGUGGUUGCAGUUCUGAAACAUAAACUGUCCAUAUACCUAGAAAGAUAUUCCUGAGUGCUCUCAGUGUCAUCUAGGACAGCAUUACCAAUUCAUUAUCACUGGAGUAGCUCCAGACUGAAUACCCUAUGACAUCACAAAUUUUAGUUUUAGCACUGUAGUUUCGGAUUUGGGGAGAAAGUUGUUUUUGUUUACAUAUAUUUGUGGACUGUCUUAGACCAUAGAAACAACAUAUAUGCAUUCUGAAAAUGGGUAAAGUUCCCUUUAACAUCAUCUUACAUUUUUAAGUUUUAUUUACACUUAAUGAUUAUUUUUCAAGAUCACAUUCACAUUUGAUUUUCAUUUAAUCAUUUAGAUAUUAUACAUACAUCGUGUGUGCAUUUGUUUUUACUUUGUUUUUUAUUUUUCUAUGUUAUCCUGUCCUUAUUGCCUCUUGCUUUUGCUUUGCCGUAAUAAAAUACUUACUCAAC